GACAGAAGGGGGAGGGGGCCGAAAGUGAGAGCACACAGGAGACUGAGCACAGAGGCAGAGAGAGGCAGACAGAGAGAAAACGAGCCACGGAGCAGGAGGGUGUGCUGAGCAGAGCCAGAGCUUAGAGGGACCCAGCGAGGGCGGUGCGGGCAGAGGCAAAGCCAGUGACCACAGGCGCCUGCAAACCCGGAUUUCAGGGCGCUACAGGAGUUCAGCGGGGCACCGGGCUACUGGCCAAGAGGUGGUGCGGGGCUGGGACUGACCGCUCGCCCAGGUGCUCGCCGGUGAGGUGACUCAGAGUCUAAGAGGUUCCGCGCCCAGGUGCUCGCCUGGGAGGUCGCUUGGGCUUCCAGGUGGCUGCAUGCCUAGGUGCUAGCCCAGGGGGUGGUGCGGGGCUCUGGGUUGUUGGACGCUCUCUGGGUAGCCAUGGCGACAGGGGACAGGGGUCGCUGGGCCGCCGCGUCUCCGAGGGGUUGAGGAGGCAGCGGGCUGCGCCAUGGCGGCGCGGGGUUGCGGGCCCUGAGCGCCAGCUGCGGGGCGCGCACCAUGAACUCGUGGGACGCGGGCCUGGCGGGGCUGCUGGUGGGCACGAUCGGCGUGUCGCUGCUGUCCAACGGGCUGGUGCUGCUCUGCCUCCUGCACAGCGCUGACAUCCGCCGCCAGGCGCCGGCGCUCUUCACCCUCAACCUCACGUGUGGCAACCUGCUGUGCACCGUGGUCAACAUGCCACUAACACUGGCCGGCGUCGUGGCACAGAGGCAGCCUGCCGGGGACCGCCUGUGCCGCCUGGCCGCCUUCCUCGACACCUUCCUGGCUGCUAACUCCAUGCUCAGCAUGGCCGCGCUCAGCAUCGACCGCUGGGUGGCCGUGGUCUUCCCGCUGAGCUACCGUGCCAAGAUGCGCCUCCGAGAUGCUGCGUUCAUGGUGGCCUACACGUGGCUGCACGCGCUCACCUUCCCGGCCACUGCACUCGCCUUGUCCUGGCUGGGCUUCCACCAGCUGUACGCCUCUUGCACGCUGUGCAGUCGGCGGCCCGAGGAGCGCCUGCGCUUUGCUGUCUUCACCAGCGCCUUCCACGCGCUCAGCUUCCUACUCUCCUUCAUCGUGCUCUGCUUCACGUACCUCAAGGUGCUCAAGGUGGCCCGUUUCCAUUGCAAGCGCAUCGACGUGAUCACCAUGCAGACCCUCGUGCUGUUGGUGGACAUCCACCCCAGUGUGAGGGAACGCUGUCUUGAGGAACAGAAGCGGAGGCGACAGCGUGCCACCAAGAAGAUCAGCACCUUCAUAGGGACCUUCCUUGUGUGCUUCGCGCCCUAUGUGAUUACCAGGCUGGUGGAACUGUUCUCCACGGCACCCAUUGGCUCCCACUGGGGUGUGCUGUCCAAGUGCUUGGCCUACAGCAAGGCUGCAUCUGACCCCUUCGUAUACUCCUUGCUGCGACACCAGUACCGCCGGAGCUGCAAGGAGCUUCUGAACAGGCUCUUCAACAGGCGCUCCAUUCGCUCUGUGGGCCUCACAGGUGACUCUCACAGCCAGAACAUUCUGCCAGUGUCGGAAUGAAGGACGGCUCUCCUGUUGGGUGGUUCAGGAUGCGAUGGCCAGAGCAGAGGGAGGUGGUCUGGGAUUCCUGGGUGGACAGUCACUGCUACCAUUGCCUGGCGACUGCAGUGAUGCUGAUGUCUGAACGAGUCCUGGUCCCUGCUUCUUGGCCCUUCCAGGGUAGAUGUCAAACUGCCUCAUUUGUCACCAAAGGAUGGCCAUAGUCCAUGCCCUGGCCUUUCUUCCUAAGAGUGUGUUUUGAGUGCUUGCACUCACCAAAGGCCUCCCAAAGGAUGGAAGGCCAGUCAUUGUCCAGGACACAGAGUACUGGUGGCAGGUAUGGGACAUGACACCCACCUGUUUGCUAACUACUGGUUGUGGCGCUCCAUGCUCCAAAGGACAUUUCAGUGAGGGUGGCUUUGGCCAUCUGGCCCCAGAUCUAAUAUGACAUCUCUUUUCUACUUGGUAGUUUUUGCUGCUGCAACCCAAAUAUUAGGCAGCUGGUACCAACUAUCUAAUGACCAGCUGGCACCCUUGGGCUCUGCACUCAAUGGGAACAUGUUUAACAUGAGUUUGCUGCCUACCGGUUGUCUUAGGAACAAUGAAUUUGAUUCAACUUUUGUCCCUCUUUCAUCAAACAAACUAAUGUUUGCGUGUGUUGACAAUCUUAGCAUGAAAGUGGUCGCAAUAGUCAGGUCAUAGAUAAUGUUAGAUUCUACAACCUCUGAGCAAGAAGUCACCUUCUUCUGAUUUCCAUGCCACAGCUAUGGGAGCCCAGGAAAGCAGGAAGAUGGUGGCUGGUCUUUCCUACCUCCCCAUCUGGGAUGUGAGUUGCUAGGAAGUACUUCCUCUCGGCUUAGACAUCUUGCCAUUGUAUCCUGGGAGGUGGGGGCACAGGAGCUGACCUGAACGGAGAUGCGGGCUCAGAUUCUCACGUACCGGCUUCCAUUAUCCUGGUGGCUCAUUAUGAUCAUUCUGCAGUUUUGUCCUGAGAAAGCAGGGGCCAUGCAAGGUCACCACAAAAGUGUUCUGUGCCACUGAUGAGAGAGUGCAA
This is a messenger RNA of Acomys russatus (golden spiny mouse), 2593 nucleotides long. RefSeq names its product G protein-coupled receptor 26 (gene Gpr26). Gene Ontology annotation, biological process: adenylate cyclase-activating G protein-coupled receptor signaling pathway. Gene Ontology annotation, cellular component: membrane. Gene Ontology annotation, molecular function: G protein-coupled receptor activity. NCBI's taxonomy places the organism in Eukaryota, Metazoa, Chordata, Mammalia, Rodentia, Muridae. The coding region runs from base 547 to 1560 and encodes 337 amino acids. The transcript is spliced from 3 exons. The record is from RefSeq and is a predicted model, not a curated record.